AUGGCUACACUCCUGAAGACCACAGACACACAAAGCGCGAUCGAGGAGCUCGGCGCGCUCCUCGGCGACCGGCUCUCGACAUCGCCCGCGGUGUGCGAGCAUCACGCGACCGGCGAGACCUACCAUGCGCCGCGCCCGCCAGACGCGGUGGUCUUCCCCGAAACGACGGAGGAAGUCGCCGAGAUCGUCCGUAUCUGCGCCGCGCAUGGCGUGCCCAUGAUUCCCUAUGGGGUGGGCACCUCGGUCGAGGGCAAUGUCUGCGCACUGGAGGGCGGUGUCACCCUCGACAUGGGGCGGAUGAACCAGGUCCUCCGGGUGAGCCAGGAGGACCUCGACGUCACCGUCCAGGCCGGAGUCACGCGCAAGCAGCUCAACACCCAUCUGCGCGAUACCGGGCUGUUCUUCCCCAUCGAUCCGGGGGCGGACGCGACGCUCGGCGGCAUGACCGCGACGCGGGCGUCCGGCACCAACGCGGUGCGCUACGGCACGCUCAAGGAGAAUGUGCUGGGGCUCACGGUGGUGCUGCCCGAUGGGCAGAUCAUCAAGACCGGUGGGCGCGCGCGCAAGUCGGCGGCGGGCUACGACCUGACCCGGCUCUUUGUCGGCUCCGAGGGAACGCUCGGUGUGAUGACCGAGAUUACGCUCAAGCUCUACGGUAUCCCCGAGGCGAUCUCGGCGGCGGUAUGCUCCUUCCCCUCGCUCGAGGCCGCGGUCAACACGGUGAUCCUGACCAUCCAGUCGGGCAUCCCGAUCGCCCGGGUGGAGCUGCUCGACGACAUUCAGAUGGACGCCUGCAACAAGUUCUCGAAGCUCGAUUACGCGCCCAAGGACACGCUCUUCUUCGAGUUCCACGGCACAGAGCGCGGCGUCGCCGAACAGGUGGAGCAGGUGCGUGAGAUCGUUCAGGAGUUCGGCGGCUCGGAUUUCCGCUGGUCGACGAAGCCUGAAGAGCGGAACGCGCUCUGGCAGGCGCGGCACGACGUCUAUUACGCCUGCCUCGCGCUCCAGCCGGGCAAGAAGGGCUGGGCGACGGAUGUCUGCGUGCCGAUCUCCCGCCUUGCCGAGUGCCUGAUCGAGACAAAGGAGGAGCUCGAUGCUUCGCCUUUGCUCGCCCCGAUCGUCGGGCCACGUCGGCGACGGCAAUUUCCACGUCUGCUUCCUCAUCGACCCGGACGAUCCGGCCGAGAUGGCCGAGGCCAAGCGCCUCAACGGACGCAUGAUCGACCGCGCACUCGCCAUGGGCGGGACCAGCACGGGCGAGCACGGCAUCGGCUGCGGCAAGCUGGAGUACCUGGAGGCCGAGCACGGCGUCGGGGCCGUCGACCUCAUGCGCACGCUCAAGCGGACGGUCGAUCCCCACAACCUGAUGAAUCCAGGGAAAGUGGUCGUCGUCUGACCGCGGGGCUCUGCUCGCGCCUAUGGCGGGCAAGCAACGCUUCUUUCAAAGAGUAG
This is a messenger RNA of Geodia barretti, 1452 nucleotides long. Lineage: Eukaryota; Metazoa; Porifera; Demospongiae; Tetractinellida; Geodiidae. The record is from the annotation of a GenBank genome assembly.